AUGUUGCCCUCACGCAUUUGGCUGGGACCAGCGGCCUUGAUGGCUGCUGUGGGUGCUGCAGCGCAGAACACAACUGCCAACUCGUCCUCGAGUUCUGCCACGAGUUUGACGCCAGUAGUCGUCCUGAUGGAAUUUCCAUCUUGCGCGUCAGCACAAUGCUCAUUGACGGACAUGGCCUCUCUGUUGAACUGCUUCUGUACCAAUGUCACGGCGCAAGCAGAGCUGUCUACUUGUGCGCAGCUGAGCUGCGAGAUCUAUGAUGCUGGAACGUCACUGUACAUCGAGAACGCAAUGUGCGCGGCUUACCCAAAACAGUCGCUGGUCUAUGUCAUCAAUACUGCCGCCAUUGUCACAUUUGCGUUGGCCAUUCCCGUCGUGGCCGCUCGGUGUGCUGCUAGGUGGAGGCUCACCAAAGGACUUUGGUCUGACGAUUACAUGUCAAUUGCUGCAACUGUCUUUUUAAUCGUUCUUGGUGUCAUCCAGCUUGAAUGUGGCAAAGUCGGUUUUGGGUUGCACAUCUGGAAUUUCGACUGGAACAACUCGGAAAAACUGCUCAUUUUGGACUACGUCGGUCAAAUAGCCUACAUUUGGGUCCAAAUUACAUCAAAACUGGCCGUGUUAUUGCUCUACUACCGAGUCUUCAAGGUCGCCGGCUCCUUGUGGUUCCGGUGGGCAGUGAGAGGCUGCAUGGCCUUCAAGCUUCUACACGGCCUGAUCUACACCUUUGUCGUUAUAUUCCAGUGCUCGCCAGUAUCCGCCUUCUGGGACACUACCAUCACGGAUGCCAAGUGCUUCAACGAAGGAAUAAUUGUGUUCUCUGGUGCCGUGGUUUCCAUAGCAGAAGACAUUGCUCUCAUGGUUCUACCCAUAAGCGAGCUGCGGAAACUCCAAGUCAGCGGACGCAAGCGAUGGGGAGUUGCCAUCAUGUUUGCUUUCGCUUCAUUUGGAACUAUAGCCAGUAUAGUCCGUCUUCGGUAUCUUUUGGUAUUGGACGAAAGCCACGACUCUACAUGGAACAAUGUCAACAUUGUCGUUUGGAGUCUGAUUGAAAAUCUCAUGGCUGUGGUCUGCGGCAGUCUACCAGCCCUUCGGCCAUAUGUCGACCCUUGGAUCCCGCGCAUCUCUGUCACCUGGCCCAAAUCCCGCGGCAGCAGCAAAGGCACUCCAAAGCACACCGACAACUCAACCGCCAAUUCAGAUACCUUGUACAGUCCGAGCACAUACGGUGCCGACUACAAAAAGUACUCGUAUCCAAUGCCACCGCGAUCUCCCCACAAUUCCUAUGGACGAUGGAAGGAAUCGCAUCCAGUCGAAGAAGAAGACGAAGAAGACCAACACCAGUUGGAUGAUCUGGAAGUUGGCUUGGCAUCUGUAAUGGUGGUUUCGCGGAAAACACCGGAUCUCCUGGAACGAGGCAGGAAAAGCCCCGACGCAAUCGAGCAGGGCCAAUCAAGCGAAAGUGAGACUGAACUCAUCAUACAAGGAAAUCGUGCAUCAGCCGCUUACAGUCAGAAUCAAAGGUCAUCAACAGGAGCCAAGCAGAAUUGA
Pestalotiopsis fici W106-1 is the source of this 1548-nucleotide messenger RNA. RefSeq lists its product as uncharacterized. NCBI's taxonomy places the organism in Eukaryota, Fungi, Ascomycota, Sordariomycetes, Amphisphaeriales, Sporocadaceae. The record is from RefSeq and is a predicted model, not a curated record. The coding region runs from base 1 to 1548 and encodes 515 amino acids. The transcript is spliced from 7 exons.